Molecule: messenger RNA, 606 nt
Organism: Exophiala xenobiotica
Lineage: Eukaryota; Fungi; Ascomycota; Eurotiomycetes; Chaetothyriales; Herpotrichiellaceae
Exons: 2
Coding region: 1-606 (201 amino acids)
Source: RefSeq, a predicted model, not a curated record
AUGCUUUUACAACAGCAAGAAUGGCUCGUCCUGGGCCUCCAGGAGCUUUACAAGCGCACGCAGCUUAGCUCCGACACUUCGAAAGGAUCGUCAGUCGAAGGCCAGAGCAGAGUCCCUUCUGUCCAUCACAUUCUGGAGCAACUGGGCGUUUUGGACAAAGAGAGUUGUAUUGCUCCUGGUCCUGGAAUAGUAGAGGAGGCAAAAAAAUACGUCUACAACAGACCGAACAAUAAACACCCGAAGGCGCCUCAUCCUCUAAGUAUUAACCACGACGAGAAUGGUUUUGAGCUCUAUGAGGAACUGAAAAAGCAAUUAUCCUACGAACACUCAACAGUUGAGGCGACAGGUGACAUUUAUAUGUCAACAAGUGACGUUCCCUUUCCGGCACUUUCGGAGUUUCAGCACGCAGCUCAAAGAGCUGAGCCGACUCUAGUUGAUGAACCUUUUGCUCAAGGGCCCUCAUCCUAUGGCGGCCUUACGCCAGGGUUCGGCGGACUCGAUGGAGGAAUCAUGGAAACUGAAGGGCAAAUACCUUUCGAAAAUUCCCUACCAACUAUCUCCAGUCAUGCACACUCGGCCAACGUUCGGGCACAACUCUUCAACUAG